Messenger RNA from Acanthaster planci (crown-of-thorns starfish), 1165 nucleotides. RefSeq lists its product as uncharacterized. The record is from RefSeq and is a predicted model, not a curated record. NCBI's taxonomy places the organism in Eukaryota, Metazoa, Echinodermata, Asteroidea, Valvatida, Acanthasteridae.
AUGACGUCAUGCAACGUCAUAUCAAUAAAACGAUAAUCCUUUUGUUAAAAAAUGCUGAGUCAUCCUCUUAAGAAAUGACGUCAUGAGAACGGGCUGUUGCGCAAUAUUUCAUUCAAGAAAAUGAAAUAAAAGCGAGUGGAACAACGCCAAAGUGAUAUUUUCUGGAAGAUGUUCAAUUGCGAAAGAUGACCGGUCCUCAAACACAAGCCCCUUGGUCCUCCCAAUGCAACGCAUUGCCGUCGUGUAGACCCACGCAUAGUUGGGAUAUGGCCGGCAGCCUUAAUACGGUCUCUGAAUUUUGUCAAGAAAUGGAACAGGCCCCAAUGGCUCAAGUGCCUUUGGAAGAGGGAUCGAGGAAAAGAUCGUUGGUUGAACAAAGAAUGACCGCGCCACUAAGGACCCUGAAAGUAUUAGAGCCAACGGAUUUAUCGUCUAGCGCCAGAUUUAAAUUGACGGAGGGACGCCAUGUUGUAAUUGAAAAGUUUCGCGCGUUGCCUUACGUAAAAAUAAGGGAUUAUCACCAAGUCAAAAAGAAGGGCUUUCCAUUGGUUCCCGGUCGAGGGAUUAAUCUUCCCGUGACGGAGUGGGAGUGCCUUAAGACAAUGAUUCCCGAAAUUGACGCGGCCAUCGACCAAAUUCCAUCGUAAAUUGGCGGGAAAUUUCCUUGCUACGAACAAAGAAGAGAAAAAUGGAUAAAAGGGGUAGAGUCGGCCCUCGAGACCCAUCUUGCUCCAACGCAACCAUCAGCACCACCAGUACCAUCAGCACCACCAGCGCCAUCAGCUUCAACAGCACCGCCAGCUUCAUCAACAGCAUCACCUCUCUGCUUUCUCAGCACCAUCUAUCUUAUACGCCAUGGCCCAACAGUUUUUUGGACCCAAGUUUAACGCCGAGGAGGAGUGGCGGCAGUUGGACGGCCGCGUGGCUGACGAACACCCCAUGUGGGGACCCGCUCAACGGGAAAUGGAUGUUGAACAUGUCGAUCUGGUCGAAGACGGAGGUCAAAUCGAUAGAUUUGACCAUGUCAGACGAUGAUUUGUAUUUGUAUUUCAUACGCAGACGACGACGUGUUUUUGCCGGCAAGCCCGGCACCCGCUCCACCCAGCCCGGCACCCGCUCCACCAAGCCCACCCAUCCUACCACCCAACGAGGACCUCUUCACUGA